AUUCAAAAUUUCGAAAGUUCGAUCGAAGAACGAACCGUUGAGCUACAAAAUAGAAUUCGAGAUAUUUUAUGCAUUUCUGUUCUAACUCCUAAACUCUCAACUUUCCUCUCAAAAAAAAUGGAUCCGUUUACAGAGGUAAAGUAAAACAUUCAUACUAUCUUGACUUAUGAUCUUUUCAAAAUGUUUUGGUGGAGAUUUUGUCGAAUAUAGUUGCAUUCGAAAUAUGGCCGUUUGUCUAGUUUGUUUAUGUUGUAGAUUGUUGUUAUUAAUUUGUUUGUAAAGAUGUGCACAUUUGGCUUUGUUACUCUUGUAUUUAGCUUUGAUCCAGCUAAUUGCCAUUUGUGUUUAUUCUAAAGCGAUAGCCUUCAAUUUUGUGGAGGAAUAAUAUCAUUUUGUAAAAUGACGUUAUUUCAAAUUUUCAAUACAGUGUUAAAAUUUAAAAGCCGUCUGUUGGCUGUGUAUUUUGUUUCUGUUGAUAUAUUAAAGCAGUGGUAUCUAUGUUGUUUUCAAACCAUAAUACAGAUAGUAAAUGAGGCUCGUGAAAUGAUACUUACACAAUAUGACACAAAAAAUACAUGUAUAUAAACAGAACUGUGAUUUUAUAAUGUCGAAAAAUUGGUACCAGUAUAGCAAUAGGUAGCGACUAUAACAAGAACUUCAACGUUUUGAGCGAAAACCCUUUGUUGGGAUGUUUGGCUACUAACUUCCCAAUGAAUGGCUUUUGCUCAAGAUGUUGGAGUUCUGCUUUAUAAUUGUUUCAAGGAGUUUGUCUCUUUCAAUGCACAGCUGUCCUGUGAUUUUAUAGUCGUUUAUACGGUGCAUAUUCAAAAAUUUGAUACAAAUUCCAAAGAUUCCAUUGCACUCCCACAAGUCGUCAUAACAACAUUUACAGGUUCACAGUCCUUAACCCUAGUCAUGCCUAUAUCAACUGAUUCAGGGAUGCUAAUGUACCUGUCAAUGUAACCUGCGAUCACGGUCUAUUUUACAAAUAAUAGCCUGACACAAUCCUUAAUCCGAUCGCUUUCCACCCACAGCAAAGUUUAUAUUUAGUAUCCAAUCAAAAUGUCGCAGGAGAAAUUUAAAUUUCACACAACGAUAACAACAAUCUAAUUAUAGUUGUGAUCACUAUAAAUAUAUCAACGACAAUAUAUAAUGUAAUUAGCACCAACCAAUCAAAUGACAGAUUAAAAAAUCUUUUGUCUCAUAAACCAAUCAGAUUUACAACCGAAAUACGGUUGUAAAAACAUGGACUUUUGUUAAGAUUUGUAUCAGGCCUAUUUAUUUAUUUAUAGGCCUGAUCGCAGGUUACUGUCAAUGUGAAUCUGGGGGGGGGGGGGAAAUCAUAUGUAAAAUCAGAAUGAAAUAUUUGUAAUAGUAUCAUUUUAAACUUGUUUCUCAGGGCCUCCUAAAUUGGCAAAUGUCUGGUUGCCAGAUGAAAAAUUUGGUUACAUUUGGUGACUUGGAACCCAACCCUUGUGAAGGUUUGACAAAUAUUCUAAGUGAUAACUGCUGUUAAUACUUCUUUUUAUAGAAACUGUUAGCUAGGACCCAGGCCAGGAAAGCAGCUUUGGCGAAGAAACGCGAGGAGGUUGCAAGUCGAAGCCCUGUUGUCACCCCGCGUCGUCCAUUAGCAGAAAACAACCCUAAACCUCUUGGUUCAACUCCUGUUAGAAUUGGAACUACCAACACUAGCACCCCUGUUAAACCAUCAGCUGGUACACCCGUUGUUGUCAAGUCAACUGAACAUGUUGCAGGGACUACGAAAAGCGUUUUCUAUGAGAAGUUUGCAAAGCAAGCGAGUCUUCAGCAGAAAGAAUGUUUCAUUGAGUUAGGUGAGGCUAAGAAUGCAUUGAAGCCCACCCCUAAGAAGAGGGAACUGUUACAGAACGGUGACAAGGGUGUAGCACACUAUGACAUUGUUGGGUCAGAUGAACCAACAUUGAAGAAAGUUGUAAAGGAUGACACUGUAAACACUGACAGUCCUUCUGUGAAGGUUUGUAUUCUUUGUAAAUUGAUAAUUAGUGAUGUGCCAAUUAAUCAUUUUGGAGUAAUGAGGAAGGAAAAAUUUAACCCAAUGGCAAUGCAACAUGUAUGCAAGACUGAUAAUAUUAGCAGCAAAACAAUAAUCAGCUGCCAAUAAUUGGUAUAAUCUGAUUAUUUGGUAUAAUAGGAAUUGGCCUUCAAAUAAUAGGCCUGAGUAAUUGGCAUUUUUUGUGAUUGGCUCAUUUUUAUUAAUAUGGUAAUAAUGUUCACUUGAUAGCUAAUUUUUUUAGCAUCCCUAAUCUUAUAGGACAGAAAGGCAUUGUACAUGAAACAGGUCCAAGAUGAUACAAAUAUUGCCUCUGUUAAAGUAGUUGCUAAUCAAGCUGAGCUGAAGACACUGCAGGUUUGUCUAUGCUAGAUUUUUAAUAGAUCAUAGUAAAAGAGAGAGAUUGCACAGAGACAGAUAAGACUAAGAGAAAGAGAGAUUACUGCAGGUUUGCCUAUGCUACAGUAGAUUUUUAAUAGAUUUUUGAUUAUCUAAUUCUAAUCGAAUUUUCAUUGGCAGUAAUGUCAAACUCGCACCUGAACUCACAAUACAUAUUGCAAACUGGAAAAUCAGUCAAGUCCUCCACCAUUUGAUCUUCGUUUCUCAAAAUCAAAACAAUGCCAAUUUGUUGGACAGAAUUGCUUUCCAUGGUUCAACAAAUCAAAAUUGUUUGUAUCUGGAGGUCUGAACCAUCUGAAAUUACUGAAAAUGAUUAACCAGGGCGUGACAGGGCGUCGAUCUUUUUUAUUAAAUGCUCCGCGUUUACGAACGUUUUUGGCAAUUGGCAUUGUUAUUGAUAAACAAUCAAUAUGGUUCAUACGUAACUAUGAUCGUGGUUGCUUCCCUUUGUUAGUACCUGGCUAAUUUCAUCUUAAUACUCAUUAAAAAGGUUAAACCAAUUGAACCCGAGAAAAUUUUCCCAUCCGCAAAGGAACCUCGAUCUAAUCUUACCGGUCGGCGAUUCUUCAACGACCCUCGCAACAACACGUGUGAGGACCCUCCAAAACCCGCAACGAAGGCGACACCCGCAACCAAAGUAAUACCCGCAAAGCCACCACGUGUUACAGUCACGGCCAAGGUCAUCAACCCAAAACAGCCUGUGGCCCCAGAACGAAAGAAAUCCGAGGGUACCCCGACUAAACCUCCACGUGCUGGUCAAAAUGUUCCGCCUUCCAAACCGCCAAGAGUCCAGAACUCUUUGUCCAUGAAUAAUGCUGAGAGUGACACUAAAGUGAAGCAGUCCAGUGUCUGCAUAAGUCUUAAACGGCCGGCUCCCGUUCCACCAAGCGAAGAUAUGACAGGUAUUAAGUUAUAUGACACUCUUGCAUGAUACUUCAUUUUAUGCAACUUGGGCCGCAACAUGACGUCACUACACAUGUGCUAUUGGGCGGCAUCUUGGUUCGUUUCUAAAGGCCGUUUUCCAUUAACGUUCGCUUUGCCAGCGCGGGCGAAGCGUUCAUUGUUUUUGACGACCGUCACGCCCGUGUGAACAGAUUUUCAAAGCCCGCUCCGCCCGCGCGGACAAAGCGACUGCAAUGGAAAAUUGCCUUAAGGCGCCGUUUACAUGAUCGCGCGGUUAGCCAGGACAGGGUGGAAGGCGUGAUGAUUUUGAUGUACAUAUUGAAACAGUAAAUCACUACUACACUUAAACGAAAGUUCAAACAACGCCGGUAAAUAGAACUCGAAUGUUAUUAAUAACAUCUCGUAUAGUUCAAGAAGAUUAUUAUUACUGCUUGAACAACCUUUCGUUCACAAUAUUAUACUAUAAUCUAUCAGCAUCGUGACUUAUUUCAAUACAUUAUGUAAACAGCCCCUUAAGUUUAAUUUUUACUAAUUUAACAGCAUGAAAACAGUUUGAAAACGAAAAUCUUAAAGCUUGUGGGGUUUUUUUCAAAAAAGUUAAGUUUGCCAGAAUUGUCAAUUAAUUUUGCAAGGUAAUAAAAUCUUCCUGCGAAAUGCGAAUACAACUUUCCGGCUGGCUUCAACGGUUUUUAUGCGAUUCUUUAUGUAUAACCAAAAUAUUGCCUGACAGUUUUAACUGCCCAGUUUCAACCCCCAUUUAUAAUAUAGGUGAAGCUAAGGGAUCUGUCCAAAAAGCAUCGAAACGUUGCGAAAGUGAAGCGGAAAGUAACAUUCCCGCUAAGAAAUCAACGCUUGAGAGAAACAAAGAUGCAAAAACCGCUUUGGCUUGUACAACAACAGAGACGGUAUCAAGCCCAAGAAAAGGUUUACUUGCACCUCCAGCUCAAAGUCCUGCGCAACAGCAGUGCAACAAUGGCGUAACAACAGUAAAUGAAAGCACGCCAACUCACGACGGACCGAAGGAAGAUUUCAAACGUUCGUUAAAAUCACAAAAGAUUUCCGCCAUAAGUUUGAAUGAUAUGGACACGUCGUUGAAUUCUCAUGAAAUAACGUUUAAUAUAUCCAUGACGGAAUUUGAUGACGCCCUGGAGGAGGAAAAGAAAGCCAUGUUUCAAAUGACUUAUGAUGAAAGUAUCAAGAAUGCCGAGAAAGUGCAGGUAUAGGAACCAGUUUGUUUAGUUGCCAUUUCAAGGAAAUUUUUAUAGCACAGCCAUGUAAUUUGGGCACAUCCCAAUGGGGGGACACUUUGGGGGAUUUAGGUUGCCAUCAUAUGACCACCUUUUGUUGCUGGAAAUCUUAGUUUUUAAACUUUUUGCUUUAAAUUUCAUGCAAUAUAUAGUUUAAUCUAUAUAGCCUACCUUGCUUUAAAUUCAUGGUCACAGCUUCGUCACCGCACAGUUAUUCAGCUAUCAAUCAAAGCCCCCCCCCCCCGUCAAACUUUUUAAAAAGGAAACUCAAAACACUAUUUUUUAGGCUACUUUGAAUUUUUCCUUAUAGGAAAAUAAAGAGUCGUGUGAUAUCCACAAUGAUUAUGACAUGACUGCUCCUGUCCAAGCAACAUUCAAAGGAGUUCAUAAAUCAGGGUAUCACAGUUCAUACAGUGAUCAAUAUGCAGCCGUUGUGACACCAAAGAAAGUUAGUUCUACAAAGACAAGAAACUUCACAGUCCACGAAACAAUCCAGGUAAUCUAUGAAAUACAUUUCAUAGGACAUAGGGUACGUUUACACCUUGUGAUUUGUUGUAUAAACAAUACUAUUCUCAUUUUGGUAUAUGAAAAUUGCUACUGACGUCACAAUUCCUCUUCAUUUAGAACUUUUUAUGACGAAAUUUGAAAUGCAGGGCGCUUGCAUAUAUAAGAACCCUGUUGAAAUGCAACAACUUUACGCGCGCUUAUUCGAUUACAUAUUCUGGUUGAUGAUGAUGUUGUUGUUGUUGUUGUUUGUCGUUGCUGUAGUUGUUGUUGUAAACAGUUGCUAUAACUGUCUUUGCUUUUCGGGUUCAUGUUGAUGUUGUAGCUUUGUCGUUGUCUUGGAUAAUUAUAACAGAAAUAUUGCUCUAAAGACACACAGUACUAGAAAUUAAAUCCACUGUAAGGUUCUUUAAUAGUAUUCCAGUUUGUGCUGUUUUCUAAAUUGUAUAGAAACUAUAAAGUCGUUGUUUCAUAUACAUGCAUGCAUAUUGUACCUUACCAUCUGGGCAAGUUUCCUGCCGCUUACUCAUGCAGGAUAAACUAUAUCUGGUAAGGUGAGAUAAAUUCCCAAGUUAAUCCCAGAUUCACAAUUUCCAAGUUGUGAUGUCUGUUUCAUGCCUUGGGAACAUUAAUUUUGCAAUAUAGUUAUGCACGGGGUAAAAAUUACAUCGGAUAGUUGAUAUUAGCCAACAUUCCUUUAUUAUUAACUAUCUCUAAGGUGAAAUUGUUGCUCAUGUUGUUGUUUUCCGUCGAGCAAGCUCAUUGCCAAUUGAUUUAAAAUCAUGUUUAGAUGUUACUUGAAGAAGCAGCGUAUCAACAAAAUAUAGUCCUACAAGCCAGUCAGGCUGUCAACAUGUGCUUGGCUCUACAUGAAGGAAUGAGUACAGGAUCUUCUGAAGAAGUCGAAGCCGAGAGAUUGUUGAGAUUUUCAAGUAUGUAUAUGCAUAGGAAGCAGACGGAUCAGGACGGGCAAUAUAACUAUCCGGGCAAUACGUCAAAUUGCAUGCUUGUGUAAUUUGUUGCUUUGAGCUUAUCUCUUUCAUGAUUAUACAUGUAGACACACGAUUAUAUAUCGUAUUUGAUUCCAGCUGAACGGCGCACUGCUUGUUUGGAUCAAGUACAAAAAUUGAAAACUGCAGAUGAAGAUGAUACAGUGUCAAUGAAGAGUGAAGAUAUGGAGGAUGAUCUACCUUGCAAAGCUACACUUAAAAUAUCAGGUACUAACUGGUAUUUAAACUUUGGGAAAAUAACGGGAUCGAAGUCCUUUUAUACAGCCUGGAGCUUUGGAGUUGUUAUAUUAAGAAUCUUUGAUAGAGCCUCUUAUAAUAAUUUCGUUGGUAGGAAUCAAGAUUCCAGUCGAUAAGAAGAUGCUGGCGAAUAAAAAUUGCUCAGGUUUGUCCACAUCAUUAAAUUCAAGUUUUUUUUGCGCCAAAUAUAUAAUUUCACCAUGCUGCGUUACCAUUGUCUUCUUUACCAUCCAUAUAUAUUAAAGUCAUUGUCAACAGGAGACAAAGAGGGGCGAAAAGUGGUGGAACAGUUCAAUUUAUUACGUAGUAUUUGAUAGAAAAAAUAGUUUACUGAUGAUCUCAAGCGGUCAAUAAAAACGAUAAUUCGCUCUUUCUAGAACCGUGUAUUUACAGUUUUAUUUGCAUUGUGAAACACACGCCGAAACAGAUGUAUUGUACCAAAGCAGUGUCGUUGGAUGAAGUGAAAAAUGGCUGCAUUACUUUUGAUGAUAAAUUUGAAAUGUAAGACUCAAAUAUAUUUAAGAAUUAAACAAAAUCACAAAUACCUCUUUUUAAUGAAUUGAGGGUUUGGAGUAAAGAAAAUUUGGAAUUUAAAACUUUCACUUUUUUAGAAAAAACGUCAAACCAUCUUUUACGUUGGAUAUUCACGUAUUUAUCCUUGUAAGUUGCGAGUUUUCUUUUAUUAAAUGUUUUGGCAAAAAUGUAAAUUUGUACCUCAUAUUAAAUCAUGAAGAUAUUUUUAUAGAAAACACAAUUGCCGGCUGUUACUCCACAGAAUAAGACUAGGAAGAAGAGUGUGAUUACAAAGGUACAGUAUAUAUAAAUACAAAGUUUUAAGUUGCGUAUCUCGUUGCCAUUUUAUCUUAAGACUAAAUAUUUUAAGCAAACGUCUAGCAUAUAGUCUGUGAAGAUACGAUGCUCUGGAAGCCUGGCAAACUUCAAGGCUACAAUCAUAGACAAUCCAGAAGACAUUUUGAAAAUUUUGAAUUUUUGUUUAAAUGAGCCCGCAAGAUCUGCAGCUGACCGCAUCACGGAUGGCGCGCGUAAAACAUUAGGCGUUUCCAGUCCCUGUCAUGUCCCUGUCUUCUGGAUUGUCUAUGCUAGCUACAAUAUAGAAGACCUUUGUUUGAUGUUGAACUGUAUCUCACCAUGCACAAAUCUUUGUCUCAAUUUCAUUAAAUGAAUUGAUCGUGGUUGCAAUUUUGACACUAAGAUUAUUAAAAUUGGUCUAGUACAACCAUUAUUUAUAUGGCUGUUUAAAAUAUUAACAAAGUCUGGUUCACAAAAUGGACAAUUGACAUUAUUCAUUAGUUGUGUACUAGUCCAAUUUUAACAAUCCUAGCGGUCAAAAUCUUCUGCCCUGUUUAUCUUCAAUUUGAUUAAUUUUAACGAUAUCCUAUAAUGAACUACUAACUAAUUUUAACACUAACCACUUAUAAUUUAAUAUAUCACUAACCGUUUCAAUAAAUGAAAAUGAUUUUAAAUUUAGUCACAUUAAUUUUUUUCGUCUUAAUUAAACUUGUGCUGAAUAAUCCAAUUGAGCCUUGAAUACAAUAUAUAACGAUCUCUACCAAUAUGGACUAACAACUAACAAAACUUUUCAUGGAACAAUGUUUUUUUUAAUGAAUCGUUGUUUGGUAUUUUCAUGCAGUCAGUUUUAGAUUCGCCGAAAAUUAAACAAUUCCUCAACAGUACGGUAUGUGAUAUUCAGAUGAAAUAUAUUAAUAAACUCCACUUAUAAAACGAUAUAAAACCUGUGUUGUAGGUAACGUUCACCAUGCAGGUGUAAAUUUUCGUUUAAAAUAAUUUUCUAGAUUAAAUUUAUAUGUAAAUUUUAUAUUGCACUGAUUUGGAUCUAAGCUUACGGAAUAAACGUUUUGCGCAGUACUAUUACUUGACAAAUGAAUAGUGUUUUCUACAAUAAUAAAAUGUUAUAUUUAUUGUCAUUGAAACUUACAAAUGACUUCUACAUAUAGUUUUUUGUAUGUUGCAGAAAAAAGGCAGUGAUGGUACCACGCAAGGUAACGAUUAAUGCAUUCCCCCCUUGGCCUUGUUUUCCACUUACCUGAAGAAGUGAUUAGAUAUUCAAUAACUUUUACCUGUUUUACCAUUCUUUGCUAAUUUUCUCGUACAUUCUACUGAUUUAAACUAAUUUGUUAAUUUCAUACAGCAGUAACACCAGGAUCAACACACGGUCCUGUGUUUCGAACAAGUGGCUUUGCACUCGCUUCUACAACUCAUAUUAACUUGGAAAAUAUUUACAGUCAAAAACAUCAAAUGCAUCAGGUAUUUUUUUCUGAAUCUUGUCGAAUGUGGAAACAGCCCGAUAUACUGUAUGCACUAAUCGAAAUAUUUUCCAGUUUGAAGAGAGAUCUGCGCUGACUGGGGAUAUCCAAAUAGAAAUUCAAUGUAAACCGGAAUACACGAAUCAAGCAAAAGGCUUCCUAGUAAGUUUAAUUCGUCGUAUUAAGCUAGAUACACCACUAAUUCACUAAUCGGGCUGAUACUUAAUCCCUAGUUUCUGUACUCUGCAUUAGUACAAGAGUUUUGGUCUAAUACCGUUUUUUCGGAAGCCGUAUUGAGUUUUAGAAAGAGAGAACACAAACGACAAUUUUGUUAUUGUUCCCUGUAUGUUGUAAAUUGUAAUCCUCUCUUGGGAACCCAAAUUCUCAGAAAGAAAAAGCAUUUUGCACCUUUGUACAGUGAAGGAAUAAUUCAACAUUAUGCUUUUUUUAGACGAUAUUUGAAGAUGUUGGUGGUCUGGGUGAUUGGCUAAGAUACUGGUGUAUACUUGAUGGCAACGUGUUGAAUUACUGGAAAUAUCCGGAUGAUGAUCUUAUCAAGGUAACCAUGCAGUUACAUGUCGUGCAUGUAACGAAAACUCGACUCAGUUUUAAUGGUUUGAUAUUUUUCAGCCACCACUUGGAUCAGUUAACCUCAGUCACUGCAUCAGCGAGUCUGUGACGAUAGUCCCCAGGGAUAUCUGUGCUCGGCCACACACGAUGCAGCUUGUGUUAGAGAAACCGCAGACAUCUUCUGACCGAGAGACUCUGAUCGCCGUGAAUGCAGGAGGAAAGAUGCUUAUAAAGUAAGAUAUCAACAUUUUGCGCAUCUCGAUAGAACUGAAUGAAUAUGGGAUUUUUGUAGAUUAUAUAAAUUUUCGUUCGAAAAUCCCAGCUACAAAAAUUCUAUAUGAAGUAAGAUACACUUUUUAGCAUAAUAACAAAACAUUUCUAAAGUGCAUCAAAACAUCAUUUAUCUUUUUUCUUUUAAUGUUUGAAAAUAAAUCAUUAAUGGUACAAUGCGCACACAUGCGCAAUUCAAUUAAUUUUCAGAAUAAUUGGGUGGAGUUUCGUAAAUUUUCCAAUAAAUCCAUAGUAGCCCCGCAACAAUCAGUGGUAUUAAUUCAUAUUUAUGUUCGAAAAAAUAUACUACUACUCAGUCCCCGACUGCAUUGAAGGCAAAUUCAAACGAAAAAUUGAUUGUAUAUACCAACGGUUUUCAACUUGGGGGACAUGUCCCCGAGAGGGGGGCAAAUUCCUAGGGGACACAAACUGGUCUAGGACUGAGAAAACAAUAGUUGAAUACAAUAGUUGAAUACAAUAGUUUGUACUAUAAACAUGUUUCCUUGAAUCAUUUACUAUUUUACUAACUAUUUCGAAAUUCGUGUUUUUGAUAGACUUCAGUGGGCAAUUUCUGUUCAGGGGACGUGGUAAUUCAAUCAUGUGAAAUCGGGGACACAUGAGAAAACCAGUUGAAAACCGUUGGUAUAUACAGUCAAAAUAUCCAGGAUUUGUAAAUCGUUUCGCUUACAUUUUAAAUAGCUAACGAACUGGAAUAAAUUAUACGCUUUCUCGAAGUUAUACUGUACAUAUUAUACCGCAUAAUUUUACAAAAUGCAUAAGGAAAAAUUGUUGGACAUGCAUUAAUUGUAAAAUCACAAUAUCAUUUUCUUCCAGGUACAUGCUAUCUGCUGACACAAAAGCUGAUAAAGAAACAUGGCUGAACACCAUUAAUGACUCACUCAAAGAUUGGAGAGCGUGGCAUCAUAAUCUGGUACAGAAAGUAAAACAGAGAUCACAGUCUGUCGAAUCAGACGUCAUUAUGCUGUAAGAAGGCAGGUCCAAUUCUGUAAAUUUCUUUGGGGCUGGGUCUAGCGGUGGCAUAAUAUUAAUAGUCGAACGAAUGUAAUGGUAUAGCUAAAUUAUCCGGCACAUAUAUUGCCAUCUUGGUCUCAAAAAGUGAACAACUUUGAAGGAACUUUUGGUGAUGAGAACGAAUUUUGAAUCCUGUAUGUUGGGAAAAUGCAAAUAUAAUCGAAAUAUAUAUACAGUAUAUAAACAUUGCACAAAUGCUAUGCCAAUAAAGUAGUAAAGCUUGAAUUUGCUGACUUGGAAAAUGUUUUUGAAAUCUAAACCUUUUCCAAAGCAUGCACAAAAUAGUUCCGCGUUUCGUAUUAUAUAGUAUAAUGUAAUUGAAGAAUGGAUCAAAGUGAACACAACACUACCAACCUAAGAAAGUUUAUAUUCGAAUAAUUAAUACUUCAGUUUAGGUUCAUAUUAAACGUAAAACAGGUUUAAUUUUGUAAACAUAUAAAUAACAUGAAUAAACGAACGCACAGUAGCUGUGUACGGUAUUACAAAAUAUAUUUUUAUACAAAAUAAAUCUACUACAUAUGUUCUAAUUAUUAAUUCAAUACAACAAAUUAGUAAUAGUUUAGGAUGUUUAUAAAAAUGGCAAUGCUACACGAUACACCAGGCCAUUUUUACCUCAACUUGCAAUCAUGCAAUUUCUGACCUAGAGCCAUGUUAUCUAAAUUGUAGUUAAAUGAGUAUGUUAUGUAAAGAAAGUGGUCGGCAGAGUAGAAUGCCGACCAUCAUGCUCACAUUUUACUGUUUAGAUAACAUGGUUCUGAUAUCCGAAAUUGCGUUAAAACUUGCAGAAAAAACUGUCUCGUGCAGCAUGGCCUUAAUUAUUGUUUCUUUACCAAAUGCUUUGUGCCCCUAGUUUUGGCACAAAAAUUUUUCAUGACUUCCUCAGUCCGGCACAGGUAAGGUAAUGUUGUCAAUUAACUGUCGUGCCUGAACUACCUGAGAAAUUAAAAACACUUCCGACAGUUUGGAACUUUGCAUCCACUGCUACUAAAUCCUUUGCUCGAAACGUCUAGCGGUUUUUAAACUUUUUUCAUGCAGAUAGUUUUAUACUUUUGAAAUCAUGCGAUACAGUACUGUGCCAGGGUGUCUUGCCAAUGAAAACUGUGGAAUGGUGGGUGGCUUCGAUAAAAUGAAUCGGUCUAUAAGCUUUCUUGACAAACUUUGGAAUUGGAAAUUCAUAAACUUUGGAAACUAUACAGAUCUCCAGUCCAAGACAGAAUGUCAAACUGUAUCAAACUUUACAAAUCAUAAUGUAUUUACUAUUAUGGAAAACUUAAGUCAGUUAUGCAGUCUAAGCAUUUUCAUACAAGUUUUCUGUACUACGAGUGACUUGAUGUAACCUUGGUGGUGGUUGGUUAGGUGCGUCGGGUAAGGUGGAUACAUUCUCUUGACCAGCUUCAUAACUGACUAUACAUGGCUUCCAUUCCUCGCCAGCCAGUGCUGCACCCAGAUAUAUGAUACUCGAUAUGCACAGACAUGCUCCACCAAGGAGAGUUGACAGAAGAAAUCCACAGGGAAUUGAAAGAC
Molecule: messenger RNA, 12010 nt
Organism: Paramuricea clavata
Lineage: Eukaryota; Metazoa; Cnidaria; Anthozoa; Malacalcyonacea; Plexauridae
Source: the annotation of a GenBank genome assembly